Molecule: messenger RNA, 2013 nt
Organism: Nestor notabilis (Kea)
Lineage: Eukaryota; Metazoa; Chordata; Aves; Psittaciformes; Psittacidae
Gene: AKAP8L
Product: A kinase (PRKA) anchor protein 8-like
Exons: 12
Cellular component (GO): nucleus; nuclear matrix
Molecular function (GO): DNA binding; protein kinase A regulatory subunit binding
Source: RefSeq, a predicted model, not a curated record
GUUAUGGAGACUGGAAUUCCGGGACAAACAGAGGCAAGUUAUGAGGGAUACAGUUACAGCUACGGCUACAGCCAGGAUAACUCUGGGAAUUAUGGCUAUGGAAUGGCCACGUCGAACUCCUGGGAAAUGGCCAACUCGGACGUGGACAUGAACCCGGAUGGCUCCAGCGGUGCCGAGGGCGUCCUCGGGAAGAUGAACCAGCGCUUGGACAUGGUGUCCCACAUGGAUACAGACACGAUGCAGGGAGGACACUAUGGAUCUGGGGACAGGUACGACUCCUUCGACUCCUACGACUCGAGGUCCUCCGCGAACGACCGCGACAUGUAUCGACCCGGCUACGAGUACGGCGAAGCCGAGCACGACCCCGACGGCUCCUACGAGGGUCCUUACGACAACUUCUACGGGAAUCGCCGGGAUCAGUUCCAGAGCAGAGCUCGGGAUAACUUUGGGCAGCGGGGCCAGAACUGGGGGCGGGACAACCGCAACAACAGGCCCUUGGCAUCGGCGUAUCCCGGGCGGAUGAGCGGACAGUGGAAUGACGCUCCGCAGUCGAUGGGAUCCCGGGGGCCCCACGGUUCCUCCAGGCUUCCUUCCCUCUUCUCCCACAACAUUAUCCCAGAACUCAGCAUGUUCCAAGGGAUGCGAGGCUUCCCGGGGAACAUGCGCUACGGAGGAGGGAUGAUGAAGCAGCGGAUGAGGAGGAACUGGAAAAUGUGGGAUUCGGAUUUUAAACCCCAGAAGAAGAAGCUCAAGAAGGAUCCCAGCGUGAAGAAGAGGAAGCUCACGAACAGCUCCGAUGAUCCCGACAACAAAGCGGCCAAGACGGACGGCUCCGAGAACUCCGACUCGGACAACGAGGAGGGAACAGAAGGAGAAUCAGGAGAGAAAGAGGAGAAGGAGGGCUCCAGAGGGGAAGGGGAGGAUGAAGAAGGAAAAGAUCCAGAGAAAGGUGCUCUCACAAUCCAGGAGGAGAUCAGUCAGAUCAAGCGCAGGCUGCAGGCGGGCAAGAGGACUCCAGAGAGGCAGAAGAAGAGGCACCGGGAUCGCAUGGUGGAAAGGAUCCAGUUUGUUUGUUCACUGUGCAAAUACCGGACCUUCUAUGACGAUGAGAUGAGCAGUCACCUGGAGAGCAAAUUCCAUAAGGAACACUUCAAGUUUGUUGGAACCAAGUUGCCUCAACAAACAGCUGAUUUCCUCCAGGAAUAUGUUGCCAAUAAAACCAGGAAAACUGAGGAGCGCCGUAAAGCGAUUGAAGACAUUAACGCCGUCAUUCAGCAGAUAUACAGGGACCAGGAUCUUACACAAGACGUUGGCAUGGAGCAUUUCAUCAAGAAGGUGGAGGCAGCUCAUUGUGCUGCCUGUGACCUCUUCAUCCCCAUGCAGUACGGCAUCAUCCAGAAGCACCUCAAGUCACUUGACCACAACCACAACCGCAGGGCCAUGAUGGAGCAAUCCAAGAAAUCCUCGCUCGUGGUUGCAAGGAGUAUUCUCAACAACAAGCUCAUCAGUAAGAAACUGGAGCGGUACCUCAAGGGUGAGAAUCCUUUCACGGAUGACCCAGAAGAGAAAGAGGAGCAUGAGGAAGGAGAAGGAGGAGCCAGUGGAAAUGUAGAGGAAGGAACAGCAGAAGGAGCAGAUGAAAACAAGGAUGAGGAGGAAAAUGCAGAGGAGGAAAAUCCAGAAGAGGAAACCCCUGAAGAAAACGCAGAGGAAGAAAAUCUGGAAGAGGAGAAUCCAGAGGAGGAAAAUCCAGAGGAGGAAAACAAGGAUCCCAAGGAGAACCUGGAAGCAGAAGGUGCUGGGAAUGAGGGGGAGCGAGAAGAAACAGGGACAGAGACAACUGAGGCACAAGCACAACCAGAGGUGGAGCCAGCUGCCGGGAACAUGGAGGAGCAGAAUUCCCUGCCUCUGGAAGAAUCCCUCCCCGAGGAGGAAGAGCACCAGCCAGUAAAAGAGGAGGAGGAGGAGAGUGAGGAAGCUGCUGCAGCACAAGAGGAGGAAGAUGGGGAUUAA